UUAUGCUUUUACCUCGAGUUAAAAAUGACGUAUUCAACCUAUCACUUAGAUUUUACAAGGUACAUAAUAUAGAAUAAAUUACCUCACGUCUACUUUAUUAGAAAGGGCCUAGAAGAAUUUUUUUAAUUAUUGAAUGGAUUCUGGAGUAAUAGUCCCAUUUCUAAUUUUUUCCCAGCUAUUUUUAAGUUAUAAACCACUGAAGGCAGAUAAAAAAAUUGAUGUAUGAUUGAAAGAAAAAAAUAGACUUUUUAAGAAACAUUGCUCAUAGACAAAAAAGAGAAUUUUAUUCCGGUUUAGUAACUUCAAACAAUGAAAUUCCUGUUUGGUGUGUAAUAGAAAUCUACUUCAGAAAGGCGUAAAUUUUAUUUCAAUGAAAAAAAACACUUAUGCUCUAUCCUAAUGUACAAACAAUACUUUAAAUUCGAUCAUUCCUUAUAUAGUGAUUUUUUGAAAUUAAUAAUAAGAUCGAGAGUUAGAUGUUUUUUUCAGAAUCAAUCUAUCAUUCGGUCCAUCCAGUUAUUUUCUAAUACUUACAGAGAUUUAGAGCUCAAAGUUCUAAGCAAAAUGCCGGCGGAGUUCCGUGGUCUCAAAAGUGGUGAAGGAGACGAUGCGCCGGAUGUAGGCUCCGCCCGACCUGCAGACUCCGCCAGAAUAGGAGGCUCCGCCCAACAUGGAAGCCUUACUCGGCCUUAUUCACAGCCUCAACUUUCUUUUCCUCAGGAUCGAGAUUUUGAUCCAGAUCCAUCUUCUACCUGGAUAUCCGAUGAAUACAGCGAGCGUAGCCCUCUGUUCGGACCUCCUCUAGACCAAGAAAAGAGAACGCCCAGUGAUAAUUACAGAAUAGUUUGGUUAGUAUUCUAUAUGUUGGGUAUGUGUACUCUCCUUCCUUGGAACUUUUUUAUUGCAGUCAAUGAUUAUUGGAAUUUUAAGUUCCGAGAUAUAAGUGGAAACAGUACUCACACACAGCUGCAGAAAGAUUUUACUAGUUACCUCGCAAUAGCGUCAAACGUUCCUAACGCAACGUUUGUUCUUCUAAACGUUUUCUACGGGAGAAGCUUCAAGCUUAACACAAGAAUAAUUGGAGCUUUAUCCUUGAUGUCUACACUAUUUAUUGGAGUUAUUCUAAUGGCUAGAAUAGAUUCAGACGACUGGCAGGACUGGUUUCUGUACUCUACUCUCAUUAUUGUUGUUUUCCUCAAUGUAUGUACUGCAAUCUUCCAAGGGGGUAUAAUAGGUGUGGCUGGAAAGUUCCCUCCCCACUAUAUGGGCGGGAUGAUGUCGGGACAAGCUCUGGGAGGAAUAUUCCCGGCUCUUGUAAAUAUUCUUGUCAUUGCAGUUCAGGUUGAACCAGCAGAUAUUGGGUUCUACUGUUUCCUGGUUGCAUUUUUAUUUGUCCUGGUGACAUUAGCUGCUUACUGUGCAGUUCAAACUACACAAUACUUUAAACAUUAUGCAGGGACACUAGCUAGGGUUGGUGAUACUAGCUCCCUUUUAUCAUCAUCUUAUAGAGAAGUUUUCUUUAGAAGCUGGAAAUACCAAUUCAGUAUUUUUUUGAAUUUUUGUGUUACCCUCACCGUGUUCCCCAGUGUUACAGUUUUAGUUACUUCACAGUUCAGUGAUGAUGAAUCCAACGUGUUCUCUACUGUAUAUUUUACCCCUGUUGCCUGUUUUCUACUCUUCAACUGUGGAGACUACUUUGGACGAAUACUUGCCUCUCAUAUCAGAUUACCUGGAACAAGUAGGAUGGGGCAAAAUGUCGUCUUGGGUUUAACAAUUCUUAGAAUAGGAUUUAUACAACUGUUCAUAUAUCUCAAUAUUUAG
Eurytemora carolleeae is the source of this 1821-nucleotide messenger RNA. Its product is annotated as equilibrative nucleoside transporter 3. NCBI's taxonomy places the organism in Eukaryota, Metazoa, Arthropoda, Copepoda, Calanoida, Temoridae. The record is from RefSeq and is a predicted model, not a curated record. Bases 400 to 1821 code for a protein of 473 amino acids. Gene Ontology annotation, molecular function: nucleoside transmembrane transporter activity. The transcript is spliced from 14 exons. Gene Ontology annotation, biological process: nucleoside transmembrane transport. Gene Ontology annotation, cellular component: plasma membrane.